Molecule: messenger RNA, 1130 nt
Organism: Exaiptasia diaphana
Lineage: Eukaryota; Metazoa; Cnidaria; Anthozoa; Actiniaria; Aiptasiidae
Product: V-type proton ATPase subunit G
Exons: 3
Coding region: 12-362 (116 amino acids)
Biological process (GO): proton transmembrane transport
Cellular component (GO): vacuolar proton-transporting V-type ATPase complex
Molecular function (GO): proton-transporting ATPase activity, rotational mechanism
Source: RefSeq, a predicted model, not a curated record
GAUAAUCCAAGAUGGCGUCUCAUUCGCAAGGAAUUCAACAACUUUUAGCCGCUGAAAAGAAGGCUGCAGACUUAGUAGCAGAUGCUAGAAAGCGUAAAACUAAAAGACUGAAGCAAGCAAAAGAAGAGGCUGUAGAAGAAAUCAAUGCCUACAAAGCAGAGAGAGAAAAGCAAUUCCAAGAAUACAAAAUAGAGCAUAUGGGUUCUAAAGAUGAUUUCCAAGUUAAAAUUGAUGAAAACACUCAAGUUAAACUGACACAGAUGACAGAUAAUGUGAACAAAAACAAAGAAGCUGCUAUCAAAAGAAUCCUGGAGUUGGUGUACGACAUUCAACCUGAACUGCACCAAAAUUUCCGCAACUAAUAACAAUAUUCUUUAGAUUAUGAUUAUUAUAAUUGGUGAAGGUAUUCAAAUUGUAGGGGAUUUGUCAGGUUUUAUAAAUAAUAAUUUCUGUUAAAAUAUUAUAUGAAAUGCAAACACUGUAGAUCACUAUUUGAAGUUGCUUAUUUAACUUCAAAUAUUUCAAGAAAGCCAAGUGAACUACUAAGUUUUAACAGAUGAACUCCUGGAAGUGUCUGUUGAAUGUUUGUGGUUAAGAAGUUUUUUUUAAGUGCUUGUGAAGAGUUUUCUUUAAUUGAAAAAUAGAGUCAAUAGAACAAGAAUAACAGCUUGGUUAAGACCACUGGAUGUAGGCUUCAAAUUUUUCAAGUUAAAAAUCUAUUAUGCUAAUUUGAUGACAUUAUAGAUCUGAUGUGCUCUAGUAAUAGUUUUUUAAAUCCAAUUUUCUUUUAAAUUUAUCUUCAUAUUGAUUCUCUUUUCAAAAUGAAAUAAAAAAUUGCUUCAUAAUCACUAUAAAUUUUGCCAUUUUGAAUUGACUGGAAUAGAAAACCAAAUGUUUGACUAUUUAAGCUUACUUAUUCAGAAAAUUGUAUUCUGGAUUUUCAAUCAGUCAUUACUUGUAUGCAAAAUAUUACUAGGAAUGUUCAUGAUCUUAUGCUAGAGUCCUUACACUUAAAGGGACACUGUCAAUGGAUGACAUGCGCAGUAACAGUCUCACCUCUAACGGACUUUGAAAGUAUAACCUUCGAGGUAAAUCAUUUUGUGGUGCUUUUGACACACUUUGGAAUAUUC